This is a messenger RNA of Exophiala mesophila, 2195 nucleotides long. RefSeq lists its product as hypothetical. Gene Ontology annotation, molecular function: transcription coregulator activity. The transcript has 2 exons. Gene Ontology annotation, cellular component: mediator complex. Lineage: Eukaryota; Fungi; Ascomycota; Eurotiomycetes; Chaetothyriales; Herpotrichiellaceae. Gene Ontology annotation, biological process: regulation of transcription by RNA polymerase II. The record is from RefSeq and is a predicted model, not a curated record. The coding region runs from base 391 to 1617 and encodes 408 amino acids.
CCUCUUCUUUCGUCUCGCCCUCUUUCGCCAACUACUCUACAAACCGACAACCGCUCUCUUUGCCCGUUUGAAGCACCUCGACUCAUUCUCACGCCAAACCCCCGUCGACACUCAGCUAACAUCUCUGUCCCCUUUUACCCACUGCCUCGACUACUCGCUCCUCCAACCUUUCUGCUAUUGGCCCAGUAUUGAGACUCCAACGGUCCCGCCAGAGUCCAGCCAAUCUCAUUAUUGAGACCCAUUCGACUCAAUCCGAAUCAACCCCCCGCUGGAUCACAAACAAAGACUUCAACGACUGUAGCUACACUCCUUUGUCCGCCUGCGUCUGCCCAUCUGUCCGACCCGGCAACUUCACGGCCAGAGGGUGGCGCGCAACCUUGUGCGCUUUUCAUGUUCUCCCCUCCUCGACCAUCUGCCAUACCACCAUCUCCUACCUCACCCCCGAAAUCGGGCCUGAAACGAAGACGACCCUCAGACAUCGACAGCAUCCCUCAAACCCCCAUAUCUCCUCCGUUUAUGUCAGUAGCCACGAAAAGCUAUGUUUCUGCGUAUGGAAACUCCCAUAAUACGGACGACGUCUCGGGUCGCUCGUCACCGCAGUCCCCCGCCCUCUCCGGGCCCCGAGCAGUAUCUUCUUCACACAACAACCCUAGAUCCGCAACAUCAAUACCUACUCCGGCCAAUAGCGUGACCGGUAUUCCAGGACUAGAGAUGAUAGAGGACAAUGACCAACACCGUGACAAGCGGGCUAGAUUGGACCACGAUGGAGACGAGGACAUGAGUCGCAUGGAGAUCGAUUCUACUACACAGCCUACUAAUCAUGACCGGCAAGACAGCAGGGACAUGGACGGACAGCAGGGACAAAAUUCGGGCUUCACUGACGGCAGAUCUCAGACUGCUAUGCAACAGCAGAAAGACUUGGGGGAACCUUUUCUUCUCCGAAGAUCUAAAAUCCGCGCUCAAGGUCCUGACCCUCAGCAACAUCUCUUAGCGAUGUAUGGUUUAGGUCCGUUGCUGCGGAGUGUUGCUCGAACAGACCCCAAGACAGGCGAGAAGAUCAACAAACUUCGAAAGUCAUACGAAGGCCAGGUCAAAAUGUUUGGCUUGGCGGGAAAGACGAGGACGAUCAAAGGAGAACGAAAUGUGGACGAGGACCAACCUGGUCCUUUGCGUCGCAUGGUAGGUUCGACUGCAUGGGGUCUGGAGACGGAUGAACAAUGGAAUGCUACCCACGGCUCGUCCAAGAUCGAAGUGACGGCAGAUUUUAAGUCGAAACUCAAGCAAGCGGCCCAGAUCCAACCGGGUCUAUGCGCCAACAAUCAGUGGUGGGAAAACGAACUUGGACUAGCAGACCGACCCAGAAUUCCGCCCACGGUGCAGCAGCCGCCUGUGAGUGCACUCGGACCCUCCAGAAUACCUAAUGGUGUACAGCGGCCGUUGCCAGGACAGGCCGGAGAGGCCAAGCGGAGCACUCGCGGCAAGAAGAGGAGCUACAGCGACGACAGUUUUGUCGGAUAUGGGGAAGGCUAUUCAGAAGGCGAGGAUGCCGGGACCGGGGAUGAGUAUGGCGGGACCAGAAAACGGCGAAAGGUAAUGUCGAUGAUACCUGAGGGCUAGACGGAAUGCUCACCUAGGGCAGGACAUUGUCGGACAUACACCGGUGACUUAUGGACAAUAUGCAGGCCGUUGAAGCACCGACAAGAGGAGGCACAUGUGACUACAGCACAAUGAUUGCGGCGAUGCUUUUCAUGGCGACUGACGGACGCCAACGCGAUUUUGCGAAGAUACCCCAAUGAGGAUGAAUAGAUUGAAUGGCACGUCUCAGCUCAACCAAUUGCAAACGAGAUGAGAUGCGAUGCGACAGAAGUGAACUGGUGCUUUGGUCGUGGUAAUGAGGCGUUCUGCCAUUUUGGCCCUGGGUGGUCACGAGGAAAAUUAUGGGUAGAAGGAGUUCCAAUUGCUACUUGAAGAGAAAAGGGAAUCAGUGCUGGGAAAGCUGAGAAUCCCAACAUGUUUUUAGCAGGAAAGCUCAAGUUCGAGGGGAAUGGAUGAGGCAUGCCAGCCAUAGAUGUGUGUACCAGUCCUGAGUAAAUUCAUCAAAGAAAUAGGAUGAGAAGGCCGUAUCUACACAUAUGAAUGAACUUGUGACGUCGUCUGGCUGCUGAAGGCGUCUGGGGGGCCGAGGGGUAUCGCUG